AAACUGUCUUUUUCUCCAACGUAACCAAGAAAACGGAAGUGACGUAGAUCAGCAGCAUUUUCUUCCGCUCUCUUUUCGUUGAGGCUCAGCUAGCGGCCGGCCUGCAAACAUGCAGAUCUUCGUGAAAACGUUGACGGGGAAGACCAUCACCCUUGAGGUUGAGCCCAGCGACACUAUCGAAAAUGUCAAGGCAAAAAUCCAAGAUAAGGAAGGUAUUCCUCCAGAUCAGCAGCGUCUGAUCUUUGCUGGAAAACAGCUGGAAGACGGACGCACACUGUCAGACUACAACAUCCAGAAAGAAUCAACCCUCCACCUGGUUCUCCGUCUGCGCGGCGGCAUCAUCGAGCCGUCACUCAGACAGCUGGCCCAGAAGUACAACUGCGACAAGAUGAUCUGCCGCAAGUGCUACGCCCGUCUGCACCCUCGUGCUGUGAACUGCCGCAAGAAGAAGUGCGGACACACCAACAACCUUCGCCCCAAGAAGAAGCUGAAGUAAACGCUUUGGUUGGAUUGGCACUGUGCGCCAUUUUGCGUUAAAUAAAUAAGAAAAUUAUGUUUCCA
Messenger RNA from Gambusia affinis (western mosquitofish), 561 nucleotides. RefSeq names its product ubiquitin A-52 residue ribosomal protein fusion product 1 (gene uba52). Lineage: Eukaryota; Metazoa; Chordata; Actinopteri; Cyprinodontiformes; Poeciliidae. Gene Ontology annotation, molecular function: structural constituent of ribosome; ubiquitin protein ligase binding; protein tag activity. The record is from RefSeq and is a predicted model, not a curated record. Gene Ontology annotation, cellular component: cytoplasm; nucleus; ribosome. Bases 110 to 496 code for a protein of 128 amino acids. The transcript has 5 exons. Gene Ontology annotation, biological process: protein ubiquitination; translation; modification-dependent protein catabolic process.